Sitodiplosis mosellana (orange wheat blossom midge) is the source of this 594-nucleotide messenger RNA. RefSeq lists its product as uncharacterized. The record is from RefSeq and is a predicted model, not a curated record. The transcript has a single exon. Bases 45 to 485 code for a protein of 146 amino acids. Lineage: Eukaryota; Metazoa; Arthropoda; Insecta; Diptera; Cecidomyiidae.
AUGAAGCAGUUAAGUAUUUGAUAUCAGUAUGUGCCAAUCUGCGAAUGAAAGCCAAUUUUGAUGAUGCAGACGUUGCCAUUGAAUCGAUACGGCAAGAUGCAAACAAUGAAGGCUACGCAGUCGAUGAGCAGGAUAUGCGGCAAAUGAAAAAAGAUAUUGAAAAUCUCAUGGCAGGACCAAUUCAGGAUAAACCAACCAACACAUUCAUUUUGGCUGCCUUAUCAGAUUUACAUCGACUUUUAUCAGCAGUUAAAACAGAGAUAAAGAACUCACAUUCGAAACCAUCGGUUUCAGUGAAUGCAGCCAGCAGUGGUGAUGAUGAAGGCGCGUCGUCAAUCAAUGAACCGACCAAUGAUUCCGAAAAAUUUACCAAACGAUUCAAUGACCAGAAAGCGAAUGCUUGCUCGGAUUUGGAAAAGGGAAAACUAACUGCGAUGAUUAAGAAAAUUGAAUACUAUUUGGCUUAUGCUAAGAAAUACCAUUAAUCGAAUCAAUGGAUGCAAAUAUUAAUAAAAUAAAUAUUUUGAGAUUCGUAGGAAACUACGAAUAAAGUAAAGCUCAUUUCAUUGGAUGAAUAAGAAUAAAUAAAGCAAA